Messenger RNA from Cordyceps fumosorosea ARSEF 2679, 1017 nucleotides. RefSeq names its product methylenetetrahydrofolate dehydrogenase. Gene Ontology annotation, molecular function: methylenetetrahydrofolate dehydrogenase (NAD+) activity; methylenetetrahydrofolate dehydrogenase (NADP+) activity. The transcript is spliced from 3 exons. Bases 1 to 1017 code for a protein of 338 amino acids. Gene Ontology annotation, biological process: purine nucleobase biosynthetic process. Lineage: Eukaryota; Fungi; Ascomycota; Sordariomycetes; Hypocreales; Cordycipitaceae. Gene Ontology annotation, cellular component: cytosol. The record is from RefSeq and is a predicted model, not a curated record.
AUGGCUUCUCAGACAACCCCCAAGACCUGCAAGGUCAUCACCGCCGAGACCAUCUCCAAGGGCUACCUACAAGAGGUCAAGGACACGCUCGCCAAGGUACUAGGUGAUAGCAGCCGCAAGCCUACGCUCGCAGCGUUCCUCGCCAACAAUGACCCCGCGGCCGUCAUGUACGCGCAAUGGUCCAAGAAGACGUGCGAAGAAAAUGGCUUCGACUUUGACCUGCGCACCGUCGACAAGGAUCUCCUCGAGGAGGAAAUCAUGAAGGCCAACGACGACGACGCCGUCGACGGCACCAUCGUCUACUAUCCCAUCUUCCACGGGAACCCAACCCACGACGGGUACGUGCGGGAGACGGUCGCGCUCGGCAAGGACGUCGAGGGCUUGCGGCACCAGCACCUGCAAAACAUGUACCACAACGUGCGCUUCCUCGACGCGCCCGCCAACACCAAGAAGUCGAUCCUGCCGUGCACGCCGCUCGCCGUCGUCAAGAUCCUCGAGUACCUGCAAAUCUACAACCCCAUCCUCGCGACCGGCAACCGCCUCUUCGGAAAGACCAUCACCGUCAUCAACCGCUCCGAGGUCAACGGGCGGCCGCUGGCGGCGCUGCUGGCCAACGACGGCGCCACCGUCUACUCGGUCGACGUGACGGGCGUGCAGCUCUUCACGCGCGGCAGCGGCAUCAAGAGCCCGCGCCACCGCGUUGAGGACAAGGACGGCUGGGGUCUCGCCGAGUGCCUGCCGCUCAGCGACGUGGUCAUCGGCGGCGUCCCGGUCGAGUCCUUCAAGGUGCCGACGGAGCUGAUCCGCGACGGCGCCGUCUGCAUCAACUUUUCGUCGUACAAGAACUUUGACGGCCCGGCCAUCAAGGAGAAGGCGUCCAUCUACGUGCCUUCGGUCGGCAAGGUGACGAUUGCCAUUCUGCUGCGCAACCUGGUUCGUCUUAUUGCCAACCGUCCGCCCAAGGGUUCCGACGAGGGCUUGGUGCAGGCGAGACAUGAUGCUUUCAAGGACGACUGA